This is a messenger RNA of Coccomyxa subellipsoidea C-169, 4704 nucleotides long. RefSeq lists its product as hypothetical. Bases 1 to 4704 code for a protein of 1567 amino acids. Lineage: Eukaryota; Viridiplantae; Chlorophyta; Trebouxiophyceae; Coccomyxaceae. The record is from RefSeq and is a predicted model, not a curated record. The transcript is spliced from 9 exons.
AUGCCUGUGCCUGCAUCCGCGUCCAACACAACCACACUCGCGCCCUUAGUGGCCCGUCCUGGCGCGCCUGUUCUGGCACCAGCUGCGCUUCCACACAUCAACGCCACAAGCACAGCACUGCCCUCGUCUCGAAACCAGACCUUGCCGGCCCCACUACCAGCGCCGCCCGUGCCGGCCAAGGCAGCCGCACACAGCGUCACCAAGGCCAAGCCGGCACAGCUCGUGCCUGCCAACCGAUAUCAGGCUGCACCUUCCAAGACGCCGCCGCCGCCUCCAAAGCAUGCGGCCGCGGCAUUGAAGGUCGGCAGCCGCGCGCCCUCUGCUGCCGUACCUGUGGGGAUCCAGCGAGCGCCAGUGCCUGGUCCACAGAUUGAGCGGCCAGCCAUGGGGAAUUUGACGCCAGUAUCUGCUCCUCUGGAAGCAGUGCCAGCACCUGCGCCGAGCACCAGCACUGCUUCAGGUUCACAGACAGUGGGAAGUGAAGCCUCUGGGCCGGCAGUGACGGGUGUUGCGAUUGCAGCCACCACGUCAGUGAUGGCGGCACCACAGCUGCAGCCGGCCGCCAGCCCCACACACGAGGUGCCGGCGCCAGAACAGGCUCCGGCGCUGAUCAGCAGCUUCCUGCAGGCUGCCGCGCCGGUGCCCAUAGAAGCGUCUGCACCAGCAUCAGCCGCCUCGCAAGCACCAGUUCCGCUUGCAAGCAUGUCGCAGCUGGAGGCACCUGCUCCUAGCCCCCUCCAGGGUGCGGAUGCGGCGCCUGGGGAAGCGCCUGCGACAGCCUUCGCAGCAGCACCGGCGCCAGGGCCGCAUGGGAGUGCUCCAGAGCUGGAGGCAGCUGCUUCAAGCCCCUUCCAGGGUGCAGCCACGGCGCCUGAGGAGGCGCGUGCACCAGCCUUUGCAGCCGCACAAGCGCCGGGACCGCUUGUAAGCACUUCGGAGCUGGAGAUACCUGCUCAAAGCCCUUUCCAGGGUGCUGCGGAAGCGCCUGCGACAGCCUUUGCAGCAGCACUCGCGCCUGGGCCGCUUGGGAGUGUUCCAAAACUUGAUACAGCUGCUCCAAGCCCCUUCCAAGGCGCUGCAUUGGUGCCAGCACCAGCCCCACAGGCAGCGCCUACAACAGCCUUCACAGCGGCACAGGCACCGAUUGUUUUAGAAAUGGACGCAGGCGUUCCAAGCUCCUAUGAGCUGGCGCCUGUACCAGCCGCACAGGCUGCGCUGGCGGCGGCGGCGGCUCCUGCAGAGGCGUCUGCAGGUGCCGCGUUCCCUCCAUCAGAGAAUUACACAGUCAGCAAGCCGCGCCAAGACUUUCUUCAGGUCGCUGUAGCGCAGCCGGCUGAGACUCCACCAACCCCUCCUGCAUCCGCGCCUGCGCCUGCGGAUGGUCAGACUGCCGCCACGGAUGACAGCCCAGUUGCAGCGCCGCGGCAGGCCAUCGGAGUCAUCCAAGCUUCUCUGGUGCCGAACACGGCGCUGUCAGCUCAGCCGACCGGGCAGGCAAAACCGAGCGUGCAGGAUCCCGUGCCGAGUAGCUCGUCUGGGAUUCCACCGGCGGCUGAGCGCGCCGAGGCACCCGCCGUUGCUGCGACCGGGGCGCCGACCGCGCUGCAGGGACCAGAAGAAGCAAACGCUGCUGGGGCAGGAGAGGAGGAGCCUGCCAGGUCAGCCACAGCCACGCUGGCAGACAGCGGGGAAUUGGUGAGCAGUGCAGAGGCGCCCCUGACAGCCUGGGCGCUGCCUGCUUUCUUAGCACCUUUGCCAGAGCCAGAGGAAGGGAGUCUGGUGGGGAGCUCCCCCGUGCAGGUGCCCAAUGCCGCUCUGCGCUUGCCUGGCAGCGCUCCAACCGCGCAGCCUCCGUCGCCGGAACAGUUACCUGCCGGAAAUGUGGCAUUCUUGGACACUGGGGUCCUGCAGCCGGAGGCCAGCUCGCCAGACAGCGUCAGCCUCGUCAAUGUCAGCCUCAAGUCCGCCGCCCUCACCUCCCAGCUGUACAGAGCAGCGCCAGUCAGCGCAGCUGAGGUAGCCCCAGUAGCUGCACCAGCCGAGACACUCACACCACCCCAAGCUCCGGCUGCCAGCACAGCAAUUCUAGCUGGUGCAGGGUUUGAGGAGCUUCCUGCAGCCGCACCUCUGGCAUAUUCCCCGCUGGCAGCCAGCCAGCCUGUUGUGUAUGCGCCGGCAGUCAACAGCAUGCGACCGUCGGCGUAUGGCGGCUACUCGGUCCUGGUCAACAUCAAUGCAGGACAGCCUGCAGCCUUCCCAACCCAGCCCACAGCGCAACCUGGAGCCUCUGCAACUCCAAACACUGAGGCGCCGCGCGCAGAUGUUGACUCCAGUCUGGCCGCUGCUGCACCGAGCAGUUCCCAGGCACUCAGCCCGGGGCAGAAGGCUCUUGCACAGCUGUUGAGCGCUGCAUCGCCUCAGGCGCAUCCGGCUUAUGAGCAUUCCUUCACCAGCGGAUACUUUGAUGUCUGGGCUGCGCCUGCGCCGUGCGAUGGUUUCUUCUCUGUUAGGGCAAGGGCCGCUCCCAUAGCGGCUGAGGCCCCACGGCAUUACUACCCGCAGGGAGCAAUGCCUGCUUCAAGGUACGGCGGUGGUAACACUCAAGAGGCGCCAUCUCAAACCAUCAAGGCUCCUAUUGCCUCAGCCAUGCCAUCCGCAUCACCUGCUCCGGCGCCUGCCCCGGGGCGCUCCAUUUCUCUGCAGCCGCUCGGGGCAGAAACGACCCUAGUCCCAGGACCCCUGCCAGCUGUUGCGCCCCCAGCAGCCGAGCCAAAUCAGACACCCCUCGCUUACGCACCCUCGGCCGCUGCUUAUGCACCCUCCCCCGCAGCCGCGUACCAUGCCGGCUACUAUGCCGGGAUUCAAGCCGCGCAGGCCGCUCUCGCCGCAGCAACUUCUCCGGCACCUUCGCCGGCUCAGGAGGCUGAAAUUCCUGCACCUGAAAUUGCGCAUACGGUUGAGAGCCCGUCCACGCCGCAGCCUGCGGAGGGUGCUCAGCCGCCGCGGGGUUUUGCGCAGGCGCCUCAGAGGGGUGUGUACGGGGUGUACGGGGGCUAUGGAGCGUACACGACAAGGGGCAUCGAGACGCGCGGCAGCUCGUUCGCGCUCGCCCCUGUUGUGAGAGAGUAUCCAGCGGAGGGUGUGCCUGCACCAGUCGCCUCUCCAGGCCCUGCAGAAGGAGAGCUGGUGCCUGCAGCCUCGCCUUCGGGCAGCUACGGUGCCUAUGGGGUUGGAAAGUAUGGCUAUGGAGCAGAGCAGGGUGCAAGCUAUGCCAGGGGUCCACCACAUUCUGUAGGCCUGGCGUUUGCACCCGCCACGGAGCACACAUCUCCUGUCCCCUAUGUCGGCUACGGUGUUGGAGCCUCUCCAGGCGUCUACAGUGCUUUUGCUGUGCGGCCACAAGCUUACUACAUGCCUGUUCGACCGCAGAGCUAUGCUCCCUUGACGCCGGCACCUGCCCCUUCAACCUUCGCAGGACUACAAUCUACUCCAACGCCAAGGACAGCGCCAGCUCCUGCAGCCAAGGCGACUCCGGCGACUUCUCCAGUGUCAGCGUCACCAUUUGCCCCUGCACUCUCCCCGGCAGCAGCCACCUCUGCGCCCGCUGCGCAGCCCGUGCUGGGCCCUUCAGCUUCCCCGCUGUCCCUCAUCACCCAUUUGGGCAUCAGCUCUGCCCUAGCCCCAGUGGCCGCUGCCUCUGCACCUGCAACACCACCGCAGCCCACACCUUCUGCUGCGCCGCCAUCUCUUGCUGCAGCAAUUGCACCAGAGGCCGUAAGUCCCGCUGAAGGCCCGGCGAGCGCAGUCCCAGCACAUGCACCAGUCUUGCUGACAUCAGCAGCUGUGCCCAGCCCUAGCGCAGCCCUGGCGCCCAGACCCCUUGCGCAGGCCCCCCGGCAGCCAGCGAAUUUGAAUUCGAGUGUGCAGUCGUCCUGCGACGCGUGCGCGGGCUUCGGCGUCGACCGGCCGCUGAGCAUGGCGAUGAGCGUGUCGGACGGGCGCGAGCUGGCGCAGUUCAGCACGUUCGAGGGCGUUCCCUCCAACGUGGUCUACUUUGUCGCUGAUGUGGCGUUCUCGCGCGCGCCGCUCGGCUUUGGCGCUCAACAGAUCUCAGCUGCUAACGGCACUAUAAUAGAAGUGUACCCUCAGGAGGGGUGCGGCCACUAUGUGGCAAAGGGCUAUGUCCAGCAGCCAGAGUCAGGGGACCCUGCACGGACAGACAUCAACUUGAGUAUCACUGAUGGCGCUGUGUUUGACUGCGCCGGUGACGCCUUUCCUGGCAGCUCCCUCACAUCCAGCAUCCUCAACAGGCCAACAGGCGCCCUCCACACACCAACACUGAAGCAGUCGGCGUCCGGGGCAGUGUCAAACCAGUCGCAAGUCUUCCUCACGCUGACCUUCUCACAGCCGGUGUCGUCUGUGUCGCCUGCCGACAUCUCUGUGCAGCUGACGCAGACUCAGAUGCCAGGAGCUGCGGCCGUUGCUGGAUUGCCCGGCCCUACUGACGGCAGCCCUCAAGCUGUCUUCGAGUUCCUCCUGGAAAUCUCAGAGUGCUUCCUGGGCCUGGUGGGUGUGGACUUUGUGGGCACAGUGCACAAUUCAGAUGGCGCUGAGAAUCUGCCAGUGAGCACGCUACAGUUCUGGCAGAUGACCGCAGAUCAAUGGGCAGCCCUCUCCACUGCUGACUCACCAAUGCCCCAGUAG